Messenger RNA from Boeremia exigua, 564 nucleotides. Its product is annotated as Mss4-like protein. The record is from RefSeq and is a predicted model, not a curated record. Lineage: Eukaryota; Fungi; Ascomycota; Dothideomycetes; Pleosporales; Didymellaceae. The transcript is spliced from 2 exons. The coding region runs from base 1 to 414 and encodes 137 amino acids. Gene Ontology annotation, molecular function: carbon-sulfur lyase activity.
AUGUCGAAGAGCACAGGAUCCUGCCUCUGCGGCAAAGUCACCUACGAGAUCGAAGGCGGCCCCCUUAACAAGGCCCUCUGCCACUGCAACCAAUGCCAAAAGUCUUCCGGCUCCGUUUACACCACCAAUAUUGUCAUCAGCAACGACUUCUUCACGUCCUCGGGCAAAACAAAGUCGUACUCGACAAAAGCCGAGUCUGGCCGCGUCGUCACCUUUGUCUUCUGUCCCGAAUGCGGGUCCCCGCUGUGGCGCGAGGGGGACAUGGCGCCCGAUGCGAAAGUCGUGCGUGCAGGGACCCUUGAUGACAAGCAGGCCAGGGAGGAGGCGGUGCCGUUGGCGGAGGUAUAUGCAGAGAACCGUGUGGGGUGGUUAAAGGAGCAGCAGGAUGCGAAGCAGUACCCGAAGAUGUUCUGAGGGAUCGCUGGAUGUUAGCGGGAUGUGUAUAGAGAGUGUGGUGCGUUUGCAUUGUCGGAGCUGAGAUGGUGAGGCGUUGGUUUUCACGAUUCGCCGGUCAGUAGGUUGGUGUCCCGAGUGGAAGGAAAGUAUGGUGUCUACUUUCUCAUG